CUAUAUAGCAGGUGUCAUUGAAGGACAGAAUAGAUAUUUUGUCUAUGUGGAAUUUGCCGGUUCGUGUUUCUGUCCUUUUCCCGUACGAUAGUCUAUCUACGAAUAAUUCUAUGCCAUCAGUGUCAUACAAACACAAACAGAAGGAUCCUAGCAUGUCACAGGCAGGAGAGCGAGAGAACGCAGCCCUCAGGCAGUGUGUUCAGUCUCGGGCACAGCUGGAGGAGGCCAUAGCUGGGGUGAUUAAAGCUGAGGCCCAGCUCAGGGGUAAUUCUAGAGAGGUGAAGUCUCAGCUGCACAGCUGUAUCAGCAGGCAUUUGGAGACGCUGCGCUCACGUGAAGUUUGGCUCCUUGAGCAGAUUGACCUGUUGGAGCACUUGAAGGCAGAAGCUCUGCAGCAGCAGUUACACCAGCUCCACUGGCUCCGGGGUCAGUUUGACAUCCUUAUCCAUCAACUGCAAAAUUCCUUCAGCAACAGCCUUGCCAGUCAACUCACUGCCUGCUUGGAAAAGUUUUCUGGUCUGAAUCUGAGUCCUGAGGAAACACCAGAGAUGAGUUUUGAAGCAGACGCUCGUGCCUUGCGCCAAGCUAUUACCUCUUUUGGGACCAUUUCCACUGAGCAGAUGUUGAAGACCUCUGUCUCCAGCCUAACCAAUCAAAGAUCAAGCUCUGCUGAGGAAACUUGGCUUGUACAAAACUGCCCAGUCACUGCAAAGAGACAGAAGCUGGAUCAAGACUGCGGAGGCCUACUUGCUGAAUGGUUACUCACCAGCAGUCCUGUAACCGGUGCUCCAAUUGGAUACCAGGCCAGUAAUAACCCUCAGGACUGGUUGUUAACCCCUAGAGAGAAACUUCAGGCACACUGCCCACUUGUGCCCUUUGACUUUUAUAAGGCCUGGGGUCAGCUCAAAGAUCUAGAGGUGUGGCUCAUGAAAGAGAAUUCACCUGCACGUGAGCGAACCAACAGCAAUACCAGCACCAGCAGCUCCGCUUUCUCCAUUGAGAAGAUUGAGGAGAAUGACUUCCUGGGAGAAGGGGAAGUUGAGGGAGCCCAAAUGGAGGAUGUUGAGACUGAUGACACAGAGUCUCUCGAUGACUGGCUCGUCACCCCCAAAACCAGCAAGUCCAUGGAGACCAGCCCUGUUUCAGAUGCAGUCCAGUGGAAGCAGGUGUUCCAACCUUUUCAUGAGAACCUCUCUCCCAGUGAGUGGCUCCUGAAGUCAGACUGUGGCUCAUGCUGCACCUCACGUGUCAAAGCGGUGGAGAUUGAGAACCUGGGCAAGCUCAAGUGCCUGAAAACUUCCUUGUCUUCAGGGGCUACAUCUCCCACUACUCCCACUCCAUCUUCUAUGAGUUCUGAUCCAGUGGAGGUCUGGCUCCAGCAAGCCAUCCCUGUAGAAAAUAACUGCAAAGCCAAUGAGAAAUGUUCAAGCUUUGCUCAGUGCGUGUGUGAUACCAACUGUGGGAAGGAGGCUCUGAGUGCCUGGCUGCUUAAGAAAGAGGGCAAAGACAAGAAUGGUGUGCCCUUGGACAAGAAUGCCAGCAACAAAUCGUCCAUGUUACAGCAGCAAGAGCAGAAGGUGCAGGCCAUCUUGGAUGCCUGGCUUUAUCCCAGAAAAAGAGAAGAAGCUGAGGUUCUGUCCUCUCUGUCAGGCUGGGUAUCUCCAUGCAAGCUUGAGGUGAAAGAGAGAGCCACUUCUGAUAAAAGCUCACACACUGAUUUGCUUGGAGAUUCUGAGGGUGUCUUCCACAAACCCCUGAAACCUGAGAAUUGGCUGCUUUCAGAGAUUAGCAAUAAAAACACACCAGAGCCAGAUGCUGAAGAGGACAAAUGGCUUCUACGCAAGAGGGCCAAUAUACAGGACAGACUUGGUCUCCCCAGAGUAUGUGAUUUAUUUUCCUGUCUCAAGCUUGAUGGGGAAAAGGAGAAGUGGCUACAUCACACAACAUUUGAAGUGUGAACAACAAAACACUGCCAUUAGUUUUUUGCUGGACUGAAUUGCUGGUCAUCUUCCUGUUGCCUUAUUUUCAUAUUUCUACCCACUUUUUUUUUUUGUCUGCUUAACACUUGCUCUCAGGAGAGAAUAAGCCUGUUCACCAUCUCCUAUAAAAUAGUUCUGUUUAAGAAUUUAAAGGAGGAACUAGUUAACAACAUUAAUGCAGAAAGUACUGUGCCGUCCCAGUGGAACAAAUUCUUAGGUUUUAAAGGACUAGAGUAAUUAGAUUUAUGUAAAGGGUAGAAAAGAUUCAUCAGGCUGAAGGAUUGAGUUAUGCAGUAGUAUUUCACAUAGCUUGCAAGAAUAAUAAAGAUAAAUCAAAAGGUAUGGUAAAUCAGAUCAAGAGCUAUUUGGGUUAGAAAUUGGGUUACAUAAGUCAGCAUAAUUUAACACUGGCUUUCUGAAUAGGAAAAAAGACUGGUUUAUUAGCAAAAUUGAUUACACUCGAUUUCUAUUUCCAUUCAUUUUAAGAAGCCAGUCUAUUCUCUCUUUUUUUUUUUUUUUUAAUAAGUAUGGUAAAAUAUGAUCCUCCGUUUUUGACCAGGUAUAGUUUUCUUUCAGUAUGGAUAGAUGAUAUUGCUUUAUAAAGAGCAGAAGAUUUAAAGAAAUAAGCACACAAAAUAGGUAAGCAGUACAAAUUUGGCACAGUAUAUUUUAAUUGCUCACCUUCCUCUAAGCCUCACUACAGUUUUUAUUCUUUAAUAUCCCUUUAUGUGCGUUACAACUAAGCGGACACCCUACAGUAAUUCCUGAAUAAAGUGUGGCAAACGUGCAUUAGAACAUAGUGCAUUAUGACCACUUGUUUUUCCUUCUGCUUUGUCAGCUUGGGCAGAUAUAGUUAAAUUGCUCUAGAUAACAUUGGCUUGAGAAGAUCUAGUUCUGUGAUGUAAUAAAGUAAAUAUAAGAUGUUAAGCAGAUUACCAAGGAAAUAGGAUGUUUAGAUUUUGCCAGCUCUCCCUAAAAGACUAAGGGUUUGGUGCAAUAUAUAAUAACAAAAUAUGUGACAUUAAUACCACGUAUGUCAGUUUUAUUAGGGUCCCAUUUUUAAACCCAUUCUCACACAAAUGCAUCACUAACAAAUCAUAUACCAUGUUAUUUUAAAGUAUUAUUGCUUCUCUGCUUUCUGUCUUCUGCUCCCUAUAUCAUAAUCUCUUAAUAAAUAUAUUUAAACAAUAAA
Molecule: messenger RNA, 3171 nt
Organism: Tachysurus vachellii
Lineage: Eukaryota; Metazoa; Chordata; Actinopteri; Siluriformes; Bagridae
Gene: ncoa4
Product: nuclear receptor coactivator 4
Exons: 10
Coding region: 45-1958 (637 amino acids)
Biological process (GO): response to hormone; intracellular iron ion homeostasis
Molecular function (GO): transcription coactivator activity
Source: RefSeq, a predicted model, not a curated record